AUGAGUGAACAACAAAGUAACAGCAAUAACCAGUUGGUAGUGCAGAAUUCAGGGAGUUUAAGCUUCAGUAGUCACUUGUCGAAGGAAGAUGAAGAGAUGUCUAGGUCUGCUCUUUCAACUUUCAGGGCUAAAGAAGAAGAAAUUGAAAAGAAGAAGAUGGAAGUGAGAGAGAAAGUUCAGUUUCAGUUAGGUCGAGUUGAAGAAGAAACCAAACGUCUUGCUACAAUUCGUGAGGAAUUUCAGGAGCUUGAAGCACUUGCGGAUCCAAUGAGAAAAGAAGUUUCAGUUGUUAGGAAGAGAAUUGAUUCAGUAAACAAAGAAUUAAAGCCACUUGGUCUAUCUUGCCAGAAGAAGGAGAAAGAAUACAAAGAUGCUCUUGAAGCUUUUAAUGAUAAAAACAGAGAAAAAGUACAGUUAAUUACUAAAUUAAUGGAGUUGGUGAGUGAAAGUGAAAGAUUGAGGAUGAAGAAGCUGGAGGAGCUGAGUAAGAACAUAGAUUCAAUGCAAAUGCAAUGA
This is a messenger RNA of Vicia faba (fava bean), 516 nucleotides long. The record is from the annotation of a GenBank genome assembly. NCBI's taxonomy places the organism in Eukaryota, Viridiplantae, Streptophyta, Magnoliopsida, Fabales, Fabaceae.